Microcebus murinus (gray mouse lemur) is the source of this 1044-nucleotide messenger RNA. Its product is annotated as olfactory receptor 51L1-like. Gene Ontology annotation, cellular component: plasma membrane. NCBI's taxonomy places the organism in Eukaryota, Metazoa, Chordata, Mammalia, Primates, Cheirogaleidae. Gene Ontology annotation, biological process: G protein-coupled receptor signaling pathway. The record is from RefSeq and is a predicted model, not a curated record. Gene Ontology annotation, molecular function: olfactory receptor activity; G protein-coupled receptor activity.
AUGUCGAGUGUGGAUAAUGUCGAGUGGAUAAUGAGAAAAAAGCAAGUUUGCAAGCGUCCUGGACUAAAGCCCCACCUACAUCUCACCAUGUUGGCAUUUAAUGACACCUUUUCUAAUUGGCCCACUUUUUCCUUCAUUGGUAUUCCUGGUCUGGAGAUUGCACAUAUAUGGAUCUCUAUCCCCUUCUGUCUCCUGUACCUGGUGGCCAUUGUGGGGAAUGCUCUUCUCCUCAUCCUAGUUAGAGCAGAACAGAAUCUGCAUGAGCCCCAGUUCUAUUUUUUGGCCGUGCUAGCCCUUACUGACCUAGGCCUUUCAUUGUCCACAAUGCCCAGUGUCUUGGCCAUCUUCUGGUUCGAUAUCCACCACAUCGGCCUGGAUGCCUGCCUGACCCAAAUGUUCUUCAUCCAUACUCUCUCCUCAGUAGAGUCAGGUGUCCUGGUAGUCAUGGCUUUUGACCGCUUGGUUGCCAUCUGUGCUCCACUAGACUACCCCAGGAUCCUAACUCGCCAUACUGUAGUCUGCCUUAGUGGAGCUGCCUUCCUACGGGGUGCGACUCUCCUGGCCCCUCUGCCUUUUUUCCUCAGGACCUUUCCUUUCUGUGGGGCCAACAUCCUCUCACACUCUUAUUGUUACUACCCAGAUAUGCUGAACCUGGCCUGUGGGGAUGUCACUUUCAGCAGCAUCUAUGGAUUGGUCUGUGUGCUGUGCACAUUUGCAGUGGAUGUUGUCUUCAUCCUAGCUUCAUACAUAAAGAUUCUGAGUGCUAUUAUGAAAUUGGGGAUCCACAACAGAAACUGGAGAUCACUGCACACCUGUAUCUGUCACCUGUGCAUCGUGCUUGUGUUUUACCUGCCCCUCAUCAGCCUUGCAGUACUACAUCGUUACACUCAGGAAACGUCCCCAAUUUUAUACACCACAAUGAGCAAUGCCUACCUCCUCAUGACACCACUGCUAAACCCUGUUGUCUACAGUCUCAAAUCCCGGCAAAUCCAGGCUGCCUUGCGUAAACGAUUUUGGGUACAACGUGUGGUUGCUGGAGAAUGA